Durusdinium trenchii is the source of this 1635-nucleotide messenger RNA. Lineage: Eukaryota; Dinophyceae; Suessiales; Symbiodiniaceae. The record is from the annotation of a GenBank genome assembly.
AUGGCGCGGAUCGCGCGGCGGUCGCUGCGGAUCAAAGGGCUGCCGCUCUUCAGCCUUGGUCAUCCGUGGUCCUCGGUGGUGAAUGCCGAGGGGAAGCUGGCCCUGAGCCUCUUUGAACCUCGCUUCGUGGAGGUGGCAAGCAAGUUGCUGCCCCCUCGUGGGGAUGCCAGAUUUGGAUAUGCUGAGUCCUAUCCCCCCCGGGAACGGACCUCCGGCGUGUUGGCCAACAUCGAGGACCAUCGUUGGGUCGAUGAGGGACACGAAGAGUUCGUGCAAGGCUAUGGCAGCGGAUCGCAGGUGCAGCUCUUGGCGAAUGCCCAGCACCGUUUCCGAAUCCUGAAAGCGCGCAAAGAGCAGCAGGAGGGCGUUGACUUGUACUAUGCAAAUGUGCAGUUGAUGACCGAGAGAGAUUUGCAGAGGGGUCUGGGCCUGGAGGCCGUGGCGUAUUGGCAGGAGGAGUCCUCUCAAGGCAGCGAUUCUCGAGCGCUGAGUGUGAAGGCGGGCACCCACCUGGUGGCCAUCGUCACAGCGGCGGUCUUUGAGACUGCAGAGAGUUGGCGGGUCAUCGGCCAGGUCCCUGAGGGCAUCCGUGUGAUUGCCAUGGACGUGCCGCGUGUGGUCGAGGGCUACCUCAUGGUGCCGAUCAUUCCUUCGGGUGCGGUGGAACUGACGCUUUUCCGCGAAGCGGCGCAGCCUGGCAGCGGGGAGGUGCCAGAGGUGCAGCUACCCGAUGAGACGGUGCUCAAGGACACUGCCUGCUUGGCGGCGCUUGCAGCGCCGAAAGGCACCGUCGCCCGCCCCGUCGCGGCACGCGCGAGCGGAAAAAAAGCGGCGACCAGAGUGCAGCAGCGGGAGGAGACCGAGCGAAAUCAGAGCGCUCUGAUCACCCGAGUGGAGUCGGGCUGCCUCAGUCGCUCCGCGCUCCGAAAGGAGCUGGCCAGGCGCCAGCGGCAGGCACGGAACACGGAACCGCGGCACGGCCGACGAACGCAGCGGAACGCGCUGUCCAAGGCCGGCGAUGCGACCCUCAUCAUCCUGGUCUCCCCCCAAGCAGCGGGGCAUCCCAGGGAGCAGCGAGUCCUCGGGGCCAUGGCGUGGGACCUCGGCGCUCGUGCUUCAGUGGUUGCGCUGAAAACUGGGGUGAUAGCACUGGUGGAAGUGGUGGGACGGGGUGAGGCCCGAUCGUACCUGCCGCCGACGACGUCGAUGUCCCGUGCCACUGGCAACGGUUUUUGCUCGCCAGAGCCACCGUCCAACGGCACAGACGAAGUGGAUGAGAUGUGGCGAUGCUUGUUCCGUGGCGAAGAGGAUGCUCUGAAGUUCUUGGUGCGCUUCAACGUUUCCCUCAGUAUCCUCACUGGCCAGACCGGGAAGAAGGUGGUCUGCCGCGUGUCGCCCGGUGGACUGCAGGUGCGUGUGGGCGGUGGCUGGAUGGCGGCCUUGCCCUUCUUGGAGCGCUAUGGGCCACUGCACAUGGGCGCUCGAAGUGGAGAGGAUCCACAUUUCAACUGCACGUCGGUGGAUCUGCCACCCUCCAUGGAGCGGCUCUUGGUGCCCACGAAGAGCUGGGCCCAGCGGAUUGGCAUCCGCAAGAUGCCCGGGCACCGAACGCACCGGAUGGCCUACGGUGGUUAG